GUGAACGCGCAUGUUGCUGCUAUUUCAUCAUGAAGUCUAAAGAGAAUAGGGCAUCGGCUUUUGUUACCAGGAAGUGGCUCGCGUAAUUUAUAUUUAAACACUUGCGAGUCCGGAGUGAGGGUGCGCGCUGGUAAUACGAAACUUCUGAUAUCAUUCUGUUCUUUAUGCGAUUUGCCGGGAUUGGGGAGCGUGCCCUGAAGUGAUGUUUUGCCACUAAGGUUGUAUGCGAUCAACGAUAAAUCAACGGAAAGACAUUGGCAAAACUCGCUCGCUCUGUGCUCGCGCCAGGACACGGCUGCACGCCAGGUGGCGUUGUGAUGAAGAUCCAUGAAAAGAUUCUAACCCACUACCUGUCCUGCCCUUCACCUGUAGAUAAAGAGGGAUACCUCUACAAAAAGAGAGAGAGGAACACCACAUACCUGCGCCGCUGGUUUGUGUUGAAGGGGAAUCUGCUGUUUUAUCAGGAGCGUCCAGGCGAUCGUAACCUGUUGGGAGUGAUUGUUCUGGAGGGUUGCCUGGUGCAGGCGUGUGAGACAGAUGGUCAGUUCUGUUUCUCUUUGGUGUUCAAUGGACCAGGCCUCCGCACGUAUAGACUAGCCGCUGAUGACCAUCUCAGCCAGGAGAGCUGGAUCGGUGCACUGUUCUGCGCCAGUCACAUCUACCUUUCCAUGAUCGUCAGAGACCUGGAGAGACGCUACGAAGAAGCUAGAAGAGACAAACGUCUUUGUGAUUCCAUCCAGACCUCUGAAGUGACUUCUACACCCAAUAAUAUAAUGGCUGCCUGGAACCCAGGACAACCCUAUUUCAUACAUGGGACUUCCAUAGUGCCCAGAGAUGGGCGGAGCUACAGCACCAGUUCUGUACCACCUCCGUCUAUGCCAAACAUUCCCACCAGCUCUAGUCUUCAUGCCCCUCCUAUUCAAUUCAAGACUACCAGUAAGCGAUCUCCAAAGCUCUGGCCCAAGAGAAAUGCUCAUGUCACACCCUUAAAUGGUCCGGCACCAUCUUAUGGGGAGUGGCCUGUUGUGGGCUUUGAUCCUUUGGAGGAGUUUAGUAAACUGCAUGAGCACUAUGGAAAUGAGAUUAAGCAACUAAGAGCUGAUUGGCUGAAGAAGAAGCGUGAGGAAGUGGGAUACGUUGAGGAAGACCUCAUUGACCUUGGCUAGAGUAGUAUCUUUACCUAUCGCAUAUAUGCAUUAGUUCAUAUUGUCGUCUUAAUAGUAAAUCUUGUCCUAAAACAGCAGACUGGUGAAUGUAUUAAGGAUGCAGUAAAUGUAAUACUGCAGUAGUAGAAUCCUGCUGUCUUUUUAUUUUAUGAAGGUAUGCAGAUUAGCACUGUCUGACACUGAUCUUGUGCAUUUCUCAUUUCCUCUCUGUGGUCUCUCAGCCUAGUUCCUUCUAGCUUGAACUGUUAUAAAAGAGACCCAAACCACCA
Carassius carassius (crucian carp) is the source of this 1435-nucleotide messenger RNA. Its product is annotated as sesquipedalian-1-like. The transcript has 4 exons. NCBI's taxonomy places the organism in Eukaryota, Metazoa, Chordata, Actinopteri, Cypriniformes, Cyprinidae. Gene Ontology annotation, biological process: endosome organization; retrograde transport, endosome to Golgi; receptor recycling. Bases 318 to 1166 code for a protein of 282 amino acids. The record is from RefSeq and is a predicted model, not a curated record. Gene Ontology annotation, cellular component: trans-Golgi network; early endosome; recycling endosome.